UUUUGAUUCUUUUCAUUUCAUCCCCCUGUGGGCAACGGAGCAAUGAAAUUUCCAAUCGAGACGCCAAGAAAGCAGGUGAACUGGGAUCCUAAAGGUUGGUAUUGCCUACUUCGGGCUACCCUGGCUCUCUUCCACCUGCUGGUGCCUCACUGGCAGGCGUGGAUGGGCUUGCUCCCGGCAGGCAGCAUGCGUCCUGAGGCUGGGAAAUGCGCCUGACAACUGCAGCGUGGGUGGGAGGAGGGCGGAGGCAGCGUGGGUUCGGAACCCAGAUCGCGCCUGUCAAGAUCACAUAGUCGUUGUCCCUCUAGGAUGGUUUCACCGUCUAUUUAAAGACACACCAAGCUGCUGUUUGUUUUGAAAUUAUACCAAGUGUUGGUAUUUGCUUUUGACUUUGUGAAUGUGCAUGUACGUGUGCCUGUGUGUGUGUGUCCUUUGUUUCUAGUGAUCUUUGUCUCUCUCUGGCAGAUGGGUGGGGUGACUCUCACUGGACCUGGAGCUGAGCCUCAUGGCCCGCGUGUCCUCAGAGGGACAGGUUUCUUGGCAGCAUGUGAGGCUACGAUCUGCCCCAGCUGUCCCUGGGGUAGCACUUCUCUCAUAGGGCAUGAAGCAUAAUGGAGCCCAAGGGGCUUCCAGAGUCUUUGCUCUGUCUUAUUACUAAUCCUGCCGACUAGGCUCCUUUGGCUCAGGUUGUAGAAAGGCUGUGGGGAGUGGUUUUUCUCCACAAGGGUGGGUCUGGGAAGGGCUCACGGAGUAACCUACAGCGUGCCCACGCACACAAUGGUUUGGUAUGCUUUUAGGAGUGUGGGUUCACUUUCCCUUCCUGUAAAGAGUAUUAAGGCAGGUUGUGUGGGUGCACCAUACUCCUGGUCUUGGCCACUGCCCCACAUGUUAAUGUAUAGAUAUUGUGGCUCUUUGUAAAUAGUAUUGGAGCGGGACAAGUUGAAACAGUGUGUCCAGUCACCUCUUAGCUCAUAUACAGGCUGAAUUGGGUAGGAUAGGCAGCGCUUGAGUGAGUCUUGGAGUUAAAAUGUGUGUGUGUGUGUGUGUGUGUGUGUGAGAGAGAGAGAUUAUAUUUCUUCUUUUAAAGAAUAUUGUUUUAUUUAGUCUUUGACAGUUUUAUACAAUAUAUCUUGAUCACAUCUAAUUCCCACUCAGCUCAGUUCCUCCCUUUCAAUUUCUUUUAUGACUUCAUUUCUUCCCUUCCUCAGACUAGAUCCAGGAAAGCAAGUUAUGUUUGAAGAAAAUGUCUUAUGACUUGCCUGACUGAAGAGUGAAUGAAGAGUGGCCGUGCCUGCAGCAGCCCCACCAGUGUGCCAGCCCAAGAGUGCCACUAACGGGCAUCACCCUGUUCCUCGACUCUCCAUUUCCUCUCGAGCCACGGUGGUAGCCAGGAUGGAAGGCGCCUCCCAGGGAGGCCUGCAAACAGUUAUGAAGUGGAAAACAGUGGUUGCCAUCUUCGUGGUGGUCGUGGUCUACCUCGUCACUGGUGGCCUUGUCUUCCGGGCCUUGGAACAGCCCUUCGAGAGCAGUCAGAAGAACACAAUCGCCUUGGAGAAGGCAGAAUUCUUGAGAGAUCACAUCUGUGUGAGUCCCCAGGAACUAGAGACACUGAUUCAGCAUGCACUCGAUGCUGAUAACGCGGGAGUCAGCCCAGUAGGAAACUCUUCCAACAGCAGCAGUCACUGGGACCUUGGAAGUGCCUUCUUCUUUGCUGGGACAGUCAUCACAACCAUAGGGUAUGGGAAUAUUGCUCCGAGCACUGAAGGAGGCAAAAUCUUUUGUAUUUUAUAUGCCAUCUUUGGGAUCCCGCUUUUUGGUUUCUUAUUGGCUGGAAUUGGAGACCAACUUGGAACCAUCUUUGGCAAAAGCAUUGCAAGAGUGGAAAAGGUUUUUCGAAAGAAGCAAGUGAGCCAGACCAAGAUCCGGGUCAUCUCCACGAUUCUCUUCAUCUUGGCUGGCUGCAUCGUGUUUGUGACCAUCCCUGCUGUCAUCUUUAAAUACAUCGAGGGUUGGACCGCCUUGGAGUCCAUCUACUUUGUGGUAGUCACGCUGACCACAGUAGGCUUUGGUGAUUUUGUGGCAGGGGGAAAUGCUGGCAUCAAUUACCGAGAGUGGUACAAGCCGCUGGUGUGGUUUUGGAUCCUUGUUGGCCUUGCCUACUUUGCAGCUGUCCUCAGUAUGAUCGGAGACUGGCUGCGGGUUUUAUCCAAAAAGACAAAAGAAGAGGUUGGUGAGAUCAAAGCCCACGCAGCUGAGUGGAAGGCUAAUGUCACUGCUGAGUUCCGGGAGACGAGAAGGCGGCUCAGCGUUGAGAUCCAUGACAAGCUGCAACGGGCAGCCACUAUCCGAAGUAUGGAGCGCCGGAGGCUGGGCUUGGACCAGAGGGCCCACUCACUGGACAUGCUAUCCCCUGAGAAGCGUUCUGUCUUUGCAGCCCUGGACACAGGCCGUUUCAAGGCCUCAUCGCAGGAGAGUAUCAACAACAGACCCAACAACCUACGCCUUAAGGGGCCAGAACAGCUUACCAAACAUGGGCAGGGCGCUUCUGAGGACAACAUCAUCAACAAGUUUGGGUCCACCUCCAAACUCACAAAGAGGAAAAACAAAGAUCUCAAAAAGACCUUACCCGAGGAUGUUCAGAAAAUCUACAAAACCUUCCGGAAUUACUCUCUGGAUGAAGAGAAGAAAGAGGACGAGACAGAAAAGAUGUGUAACUCCGACAACUCCAGCACAGCCAUGCUGACAGAGUGUAUACAGCAGCAAGCUGAGAUGGAGAACGGAAUGGUACCCACGGACACCAAAGACCAGGGGCUGGAGAACAAUUCUUUACUUGAAGACAGAAACUAAAUGUUAAAGACAUUGGAAUUGGACUAUGUGUUGUCUUGUUUUUGUUGUUUUGUUUUUGUCUUGUUUUUGUUUUAAUAUUCACACUGAGACACGUGCCUUAAAUAGACUUCUUUUUAGUCCAAAAUUACAUAGCAUUGAAGAAGAUAUUUCACUGUGCCAUACACAACUGAAAGCUUGCUCUGCCAAAAUGAACCAAGCAAGAGCUUCAUUUCAGACAGUGGCGGCAGGACAGUUGGGGGAGCAUUUGCACAGGUAGCAGGUGUCAGCUGUCCCUGUGAGGGGGAGUUCCAGUGGCAACGCUAUAGUUCUCACACAGUGUCACUCUGGCAUGGCGCACAGGCAAGGGCAGCUUUCCCUUAGACCAGCCCCUGAGAGGACAGGUUUGUCUUUUGAAUCGAGUCUCCUUUCCCCAACCAGCCCUCAGUGAUAGGUGGUGCACAGAUAGGGCGGCUGUUUGUGAGGGACCCGGUGGCGGCUCUAGCAAGGGUUUGAGUGGACAUUUUGACAGGCCACAGUGCAAAACGCCUACUCCAAAAUGAAUGUCCCUGGGACCCAAGAGUACCUGGAAUUUGUUGGAAACUGAUCAGAGCACACACGUUUUAUAAGGUGCAAUUGCUUUCUCAUAAAAAGACAAAUCACAGACACACCCCACUGUGGCUAUCUCCUUAACCAAUGGCAGAGGCCCGCUAAACUUUAUCCUUCUCAUGGGAUAGGUAGUGUAGGUGGGCAAGCGAGCAUUGGUGAUUACACCGCCUCAGCCGCUGCCUUGUUGGAAGGCAGAUCAUGCAUUUUUCUUCAGUGGGUGUGAAGGUUAAAAAAAAAAAAACAACUGAUUUUGGAACAUUCAUAGUCACUUUUCUACGGGAACUUUAAUUAUAACUUGUUUUGAUAGGAGGGAAGAAAUACCAAAAUUAUUGCCUUUGCAUGAUGCCAGUGGCUUGCUGUUCUGUCUAGCUGAUCCUAUUUUUCUUUUUUUUAAAUAAAAGAUAAAAAUAGACAUCUUGCGUUUGUGGGACACACCGAGGAGGACCAUGGCAUCUUUCCAUCUCAGGGUUUCCUGUCCUUUUGGGUGUUGUAGACUUAGCUACGAGCCUCACUCUUGUGAUUUCUAUACAAAGGAAAAGGAGUCUCUCACCAAACCCUUGUAAGACUGAAAUGGUUUAAGUUGUUUGCAGGUUAAGUGCCAUUAACACAUUGACAACAACACUGGAAAGGAAUAUGUAAAAGAUUUCACUUUGUCCUUGUGUUUCGUGGAUGCCUUCAUCAAGUUCUUGGUAUGAUUAGAUUUCCUUAUGCCUUUAGUAUGGGAACAUAGCCUUCCUUAUCUAUUCACCUCACACCUGUUAUACACCAAAAACGGUAACUCCCGCAGCAUUGUUUCUAGCCGAGCGGUGAUCAACAUGUGAUUGCUAUGAUUGUUUAACCUUCUUUUAUAAUGUUCAGAGCAUCGUAGAAAAGAGUGAGUUGUAGGGUUUGGGAGGCUGAUUUAAUGGAGUUUUGUUUUUUUAAUCAGAAAGGAGAAAUUCAUAGUAGGCCUUAUUUCGCCUGUGUGUAUGUCAACUUUAACCAGACUUGGCUGCAUGUUGGUUCAGCUAGCAGCCCCCUGCCAUUAAACAUUUGCAUCCUAUAUCAUGAGGAAACUGCUGGCUGUGGGUCUUCAAGACUCAGUACCACUUUUUGGGGAUUUUCAUGGAGUUUUCCUAUAACUAAUUAACAAAGCAUAUUUAACAAGAGAUCACAGCACAAGUGGAGACUUCCAGAAAUGGUCUACCAUUUUCUAACCGAGGGGGAAAUUAUGUCCACGGCCUCGCUGGUACCAUGGAAGACUCAUGCCCCCUGCCCAUUUCCCUGAAAUGUACUGCUUCCAGCUGUCCCCUACUUGGAGCACAGAAGCCCUCGUUUCCCAGCUCUCAGGGAAACCUUCAGGAUCUUGUUAAAUAUUUGAGAAGUCAAAUAGGCAUCACUAUGGUGAGGCCUUUCCUGUCAAGGGUUUGUCUGGGAUCAGUCCAUCAUCAGAGCAGAAUACUGGCUCAUUGGUGUUCCACAUAGUUCUGUAGACUUGGAGAAUAUAAUGUGUAUGCAGGCGCAGAUGCUGGGUUUUUAUUAUGGGUAGGGUCCAGCCUGGCUCAUUGUGUUUUAAGGAACAGAUAGAUAAGUGGGACUUAGAUAAGUGGGACUUCCCUAUUCUGACAAGUUUCCUGAUGAAACUGCACAUGGAUCUCACCCGUAUUCUGUUGUAUGGUACCUCGGUACAUCUUUGUGGUUGUGUUAAAACUGCAGGCACUAGAUGUAUGUCUGGCAAAGAACCAGCCCUGCUGUUUGUUCUGUGCCAGACUUGGUACUGGAUUGGACAUUUUACAGCACUCAUUGAAACCUCACCCUGUCAAGUUGGAAGUAUUUGCAAACUCUCUGUAUAGAAGAGGUCACAGAGACUCAGGGAGGCUAAGCAACUUACCAGUAGAGCACAGCAAGAAUGUGGGAAAAGUCGACAACCUGCACCCUUGUGACUGAGAGUACAUGUGGUUGUGUGUGUGACUUUAUGCGUGCACACGUCUUGCAAGCUUCAUGAGCACAGUUGACAGAGGUGAGGAGAAGAUAGACUUUUUUUUUCUUUUCUUUUUUCUUUUUUUUUUUUUUACCCCUAAGAGGGACUGAAAUUUAGGAGGUAAAACUGGCCUAAAGGGUUGCCCCUGAAGCUAUCUACUGCAUGCUUUUGACAGCACCUUUUCUGUAUUGCCAGAAAUGCCCCUCUAAAGCACUCCUUUGCACUUUACUCGAUUUUCUUGCAGGAACUCUUCAUACAGCAGGAACUAGACAGCUCUGCAGUCUUAGAUGCAUAAUCAACCAAAUGGAACAGGUAUACGAAUCAGUGUGUGCACAGAUGUAUUCGUGAGAAUCAAACCACAGUAAUACUAAGACUCAAACAUAACCUUGGAUUGAGAGUGUGUAACCCAUUCCCUGAUUGUUGGAAAAAGGUUCUGAAUGACGUCAAAGACGACCCUCAAUGAAGACUGUAUAUGUAGACAACGUGUUCCAAGAGCUAAACUAUGAGGUACUCUCCAAGGGAGAGGCCGAUGGGUGCACGAGAGGUUUCAUCCCAUGUAUACAUGCUAACUAAGCCUCAAGGUGCUGGGUGUUUGGAAGUCACUCGACUGUCACCCCUGUAAGCAGGGGAGCAAACAGUAUGCAGAACAUGUGUGUGAUAAGACAGCUGCUACAUGUUACGUACAAACAUCAGCCCAGCCUACCCUUUCUCCUCAGUAACCCUUGCCCUUCUUAAGACAUGGAAAGAGCACAUGUUUGGUAUCUUAGGUGGGCAGUUUUGUGCUUCGUUUGGCGGCUGAGUUCAGAAUUGUUAUUUUGUUUGGAGGUUUACUAGUGAGAGUCAAGGGAUAGUUGGGAGGAGGUUAUUACACACACACACACACACACAAAUAUAUAUAUAUAUGUGUAUAUAUAUAUAUAUAUAUAUAUAUAUAUAUAUACAUACACACAUACUUGGCUAUCAGGCUUGUGCAGUGUGUAUGUGUGUGGCAUGUGUGGUGUGAAAGGAGUCCUUGGCCUAUAAUUCAGGCAUCUGGGACCACUAUUGCUUGAGCUCUUCCACCCCCACAGCUUGUGCUCACAGGCAUACUGUUUUUUUUCCCUGUACCUCAUCUGCACACCAAGGGAAUGGCGUACAGAUUAUUACCAAAACCCUUUUCCAAUUGUACAGUUCUCUGAGGACACAUUCCCUAGUCUGUGAGUUAAUCAGAUGAUUAUUAAGUUGGAUUUCUGCAUAUUGAUUAAUGGCCCCAUUCCCACCCCUAGUGUUUGUUUUCUGCAUGGUUGAUGGAGACCAGAUGUAUUUGAAAGACUGGUGUCCAAAUUAGGAAUACACCCUAUACAGGGUCUAUCCACCACUGUCCUAGCUAGUUCUUAGCAUGCUGUUGUUCUACACAGCACACGAUGCAGAGGGCUUCUUUUGUUUUGCAGGGCGGGGUGGGGUCAUCAGGGCAAUGGUGUUAAGGCUAGUCAAAGACCUGUAAGCCAUUGCUAUCUACACUCAGUUGUACUAAACGUUCCGUUGACUGCAUUAUGAAUUCCUGUCCUCCCCCGUCCUGUCCUGCUGGUACUCAAAGGCACCCAUGUGCAGGCAAUGACUUCUCUGGUCCCACGGGGACAACUUCAGGUGGGAAUUUCUAGUUGUGCUAAGCAUUAGCAAACAACCCUUCUUCAGUUCUGAGGCAUCAUUUCCUGGGGAGUCAAAGCUGCCAUUUACGUGCUUGGUCUGGGACCAGGGUUCUGGUUGAAGCACUUGUGGCUCACUGGACUGGGGAAUGAUGUUAGCCAUCCAGUGUGCAGAGUGAUUUCAACAUCAGAGAAAGGAAAAGAAGCAAAAACAAGCUCGGAGAGACUCUCUAUAAAAGAAAACGUGCCCCAUCGUCUUCUGCCCUUUGGCUUUCUGCAUUUUGCCAAUGCUUCAUGUCUGUUUUUUUGUUUUGUUUUUCCCUCACUGUUAGGAUACAGCUGUAUGCAAAGACAAGAGGCUGAGGGUGGGCAUGGGAAGCCUCAGCUGAUAUUAAUAAUGGCUUCAAAAAGACACAACUGAGCUCUAAAACGAAGGCCACUUUCACUUGGCAUUUCGAAUGCUGUUGAGUCUGCAUACAGUGUGGCAGCUACCGGGCUCUGAAAAUCUCCUGCAGUCUGUCCUGGUGUGGUAGCCAUGUUACACCACACACUGUGACCCCUUCCUUGUUCCAUGUGCUUCUUGGUCCUUCCAUGCUGGUAGAUCACAUGACACCAGCUGAGUGGUAUGGAGAAGUGAGAGGUGUCUCUGAUUUACUGGGUGUAGUUAUUUUCACAGGUAUGGGAGGUUGGGGACCCCCUUGUGUUCUUUGUCCUUAAGUUCUCUGUUCUUUGUCCCGUGCAUUACAAAAUAAACCCUUCUGAGAAAGUUCCAGCCCAUCAGCUCAGUCAACUUGUGCCAUAGAUGCUGCUUCAUGGUCUGUCCCACGUGCGGGGCUCUAGCUGAAAGGGAGAUGCCUAGAUGGGCUAUGCAAACUACCCCGAAGGAAUGGAGGUUACUCCAGUUCUUCCUGUCCCAGAGCUGCAGGCAAGGGACCCAGUGAUGACCAACCAUAGAUCCAAGUGUGGAGAUGUUUUACAUAUUCUUUUUUUCUGUAGGAUUUCAUGGUGCUUUUUUUUUUCUUUUAAAGGCAUUUUACAGUUAAUGCGUUGGGGGAGGGGCAUUUCAUAUUGUUCUUAGGAGAAGUGGGGAUUUGCUUGUAACAUUUCAAAAAGCUGUGCUGCUAUUGCCCUUAUUUGAAGAUGUAAUUUUUUUUUUCAAUGAUGGAGAACAUUGCAACAAAGACCUUCUGGAAGAUCCAAUCUAA
This is a messenger RNA of Mus musculus (house mouse), 8222 nucleotides long. It is a transcript of the gene Kcnk10, whose product is annotated as potassium channel, subfamily K, member 10. The transcript is spliced from 7 exons. The record is from RefSeq and is a predicted model, not a curated record. Gene Ontology annotation, molecular function: potassium channel activity; potassium ion leak channel activity; mechanosensitive potassium channel activity. NCBI's taxonomy places the organism in Eukaryota, Metazoa, Chordata, Mammalia, Rodentia, Muridae. Gene Ontology annotation, biological process: cellular response to arachidonate; potassium ion transmembrane transport. Gene Ontology annotation, cellular component: membrane; plasma membrane. Bases 1393 to 2847 code for a protein of 484 amino acids.